Molecule: messenger RNA, 915 nt
Organism: Drosophila simulans
Lineage: Eukaryota; Metazoa; Arthropoda; Insecta; Diptera; Drosophilidae
Exons: 3
Coding region: 1-915 (304 amino acids)
Molecular function (GO): nucleic acid binding
Source: RefSeq, a predicted model, not a curated record
AUGGCGGACCUUCCCAAGGAGCGCUUGGAAGGAUCUCACGCUGUUGAGAUUACUGGUAUAGACUUCUGUGGACCCUUCUUUUACAAGUCGGAUACUUGCAACAAGCCCGCGGUUAAAUGCUACGUCUGCGUAUUUAUAUGCUUUGCAACCAAGGCACUGCACCUGGAGCUGAUCAAGGAUCUCUCGACAGUUCCGUUUCUGUGCGGACUCAAGAGGUUCAUAUGCACCCGGCGGAAGCCCAAGCAAAUUUGGUCAGACAACGCCACCGACUUUGUCGGCGCCAAAAAUGAACUUCCGGAACUUCGAAGGUUAUUUCUCAGCAGCGAGCUGAGCUCCGUUCAGAACUUUUGCCUUUCGGAGACGAUUGACUGGCGGUUCAUCGCUCCACGGUCGCCCCAUUUCGGUGGACUUUGGGAAGCAGCGGUGAAAACGGCCAAGCAUCAUUUCUACCGCGCUGUGUGUACGGCGGUUCUGACCUUCGACGAGCUGAGGACGCUGGUAUCAGGAAUUUCUCGAGUCUACACAGCAGAUGCAACGUCAUUUAGAAGUGUGGUUCGUAACUUGACUGCCCAGAAUUGCCAGUUUUGGCAUCAUCAACUCCGUGAGGAAAAACUAAAUGGGCUGGUGCUGAAGAACAUACACUCAACUGUCCCAAGAGAAGAAAUAGAGCGCUGCUCCACAGACAAAGGCUUUGUUGUACUGAACAUCUACUCCCCAAGGAAGCCUGGCUGGAAUGAAAUCUUUGCUGGGGCCAUCGACGACGAAGAAGCCAUUAAUGCACAAACUAGACAAAAUCUGUUCUUUGUGAAUCUUAAGCCGACUCCGAAUGUGGCCGAGACUCUAAAAACUCCGGUCCGACUGCGCGGCCGCGUCGCGGACUCUCCUCAUUUAUCCUCGCGUACGUACGGCUCCUAG